Tachysurus vachellii is the source of this 1730-nucleotide messenger RNA. RefSeq names its product N-acylsphingosine amidohydrolase (acid ceramidase) 1b (gene asah1b). The transcript is spliced from 14 exons. The coding region runs from base 78 to 1253 and encodes 391 amino acids. The record is from RefSeq and is a predicted model, not a curated record. Gene Ontology annotation, molecular function: N-acylsphingosine amidohydrolase activity; fatty acid amide hydrolase activity. Gene Ontology annotation, cellular component: lysosome. Gene Ontology annotation, biological process: fatty acid metabolic process. Lineage: Eukaryota; Metazoa; Chordata; Actinopteri; Siluriformes; Bagridae.
CGUAUUGUUGACACUGUGUGCGCGUGAGACGGUGUUGUGUGUGUGUGUGUUUUGUGUUAUUUGGUUAAACCGCGGCGAUGUUUGUCCGAAUUUUGUGUCUUUUCGGUGUUUUUAGCUUCGUGUCACUGCAGUAUGUCCCUCCGUACACAGAGGACUGUCGGACAGGGAUGUAUCCACCCAGCGGCCCGACCUUUGGAGGUGCAGUCACAUGGUACACCAUCAACCUCAACCUGCCCCCGAGCAAAAGAUGGACAGAACUAAUCACGGAUAAGAAGAACGACCUCAUCAUCAUGGUCCAGGCCAUCAAAGAUCUGGCAGAUGCCUUGGUGCCCAGUGGACGUCUGGAGGAGCUGAUAGACCAGGCCUUGCCCUUGAUGAUCGACACGCUCCCGUAUCCAUUUAACGAAGAGAUGAAAGGAAUCGCAACAGCAUCCGGAGUUCCACUGGGCGAGGUCGUUCUGUUCAACAUUUUCUACGAGGUUUUCACCGUGUGCACCUCACUGGUGGCUGAAGAUCCUGAAGGAAACCUCAUUCAUGCUCGGAAUCUGGACUUCGGGCUUUUUCUAGGCUGGGACAAGAAGAACCAUUCCUGGGUGAUUCCUGAGAAGCUGAAACCUCUCGUGGUGAACUUGGAUUUCAGGAGGAACAACAGCACCGUCUUCAAAUCCACAAACUUUGCCGGUUACGUGGGGAUGUUGACCGGCAUCCAGCCUAACUCGUUCACCCUCACGAUGAACGAGAGAUUCAGCCUGGAUGGAGGCUACAUCGGAAUUCUGGAGUGGAUCCUGGGGAAAAGAGACGGCAUGUGGAUGAGCUUCCUGACUCGCUCGGUCUUAGAAAACGCCACCAGCUACACACAAGCUCAGAAGCUGCUGUCUGACACGAAGCUGUUGGCUCCUGCUUACUUCAUUCUGGGAGGCAACCGGAGUGGAGAGGCGUCUAUCAUCACUCGCUCGAGAACACACAACCUCAACCCUCUGGAGCUAGAUGUUAAACAAGGCCGUUGGUACGUGUUAGAGACGAAUUACGACCACUGGAAGAUGCCGCUGUUCCUCGAUGAUCGCAGAACUCCGGCGAUGAAGUGCAUGAAUCAGACGACGCAGGCGAACAUCUCCGUACAGACGGUCUACGACGUCCUGUCCACUAAACCUGUCUUAAACAAAUUAACUACAUACACUACACUCAUGCAGGUGUCUAAGGGGAAGUUGGAGUCAUUUAUCCGAGUCUGUCCGAACCCCUGCAUGCCGUGGUAAAAGCUCACACACGUCUCUCCGGAACAUUCCUUCACAUGCUUUGUUACACCUCGACCCCCAAACACAUGCUGAUUGAGCAGGUGAUUGUGUGUGUGUGUGUGUGUGUGUGUGUGUGUGUGUGUGUGUGUGUGUGCGUGCAUGCAUGCUGCUAUUGACUACUGAACACAAUUAAAUAUUAUUUACACACACACAUAUUAUUCUGACACUUCAGUGUAAAUAAUCUGACCGUCAGCUGAUUUGAACUGAUUCUUUGUUAUUCCUGAUUAUUAAACACUAAUGUUACUAUGGUAAUCUUCUGGGGGCGGAGCUAACCGUACGCUCCUGAGAGCCUUAUCAAUAAAAAUUUCAAUGAUUUAUUAAAUGAGUUUUAGUCGCACUGUUAAAGAUGAAAUUGUCUGUAAACAACUGAACUCUGUUUUUAAGUGUUAACAGAAAAUGGAUGAAAUGUCACUGAUGAAAAUAAAUAUAAACACUUUA